CAUUAUUUAUUUAGAAAAUUGCGUGAUUGGAGGGAGAGCCAAUAGAAAACUAAAGAAACAAGAACAACACAUUUAAGAAGAAAACCAAAAAAAAAAAGAAAUCAAGAAAGAAGAAGAAGAAUGGCCAUUAACGGUGACGAUAAGGUUUCAGGAGAAGAAACAGCUUCGUCGAACCUGCCGGUUAGAGUCUACGCCGAUGGGAUCUAUGAUUUGUUCCACUUCGGUCACGCUCGGGCCAUCGAACAAGCCAAGAAAUCGUUUCCGAACACGUAUCUGCUCGUAGGAUGUUGUAACGACGAGAUCACAAACAAAUUCAAAGGAAAGACCGUGAUGACAGAGUCCGAACGCUAUGAAUCUCUCCGACAUUGCAAGUGGGUCGAUGAAGUGAUUCCAGAUGCACCAUGGGUUCUCACCACCGAGUUUCUCGAUAAGCAUCAGAUCGACUACGUAGCUCAUGAUGCUCUUCCAUAUGCGGAUGCUAGUGGAGCUGGAAACGAUGUCUAUGAGUUUGUAAAGUCCAUUGGGAAGUUUAAAGAAACUAAACGAACAGAGGGGAUAUCGACAUCAGAUAUAAUCAUGAGAAUUGUGAAAGAUUAUAAUCAGUAUGUGUUGCGUAACUUGGACCGAGGAUAUUCAAGAGAAGAGCUCGGUGUCAGCUUCGUUAAGGAGAAGAGGCUUAGAGUGAACGUGAAACUGAAGAAACUACAAGAGAAAGUGAAAGAACAACAAGAAAAGAUACAAACCGUAGCAAAAACUGCUGGGAUGCACCGCAAUGAGUGGGUUGAAAAUGCUGAUCGUUGGGUUGCUGGGUUUCUUGAAAUGUUUGAGGAAGGUUGUCAUAAAAUGGGAACAGCCAUCAGAGAUGGGAUCCAGCAACGGCUACUGAGGCAGGAAUCAGAAGAUGCCGAAGAGGAUGAUGAGAGCGAAGAAAUUUCUGAUGAGGAUGAGGUUGCAGAAGGGGAUGAAAACUAUCAUGAUCAGGAAGGUUUCUUAAAUGAGAAGGGCAACACAGAGAAUGGGAUAGUGAUGAAAUGAGAGUUUUGGUUCAUCAUUCAAGAAUUUCCAGAUGCGGAAGACCAAGUGUAACAGAUUCCACAGUUAUGGACUAGAAUUUUUUAUUAUGUUCAAGUGAAUACAUGAAAACUUUACUUCCAAAUCUGUACUUGUUUCUGAGACUCAAAUGUCACUGAUGUAGAAUUUAUCAAUCACUCCAAAUGAUUACAUGUUGACCAUA
Brassica oleracea var. oleracea is the source of this 1234-nucleotide messenger RNA. Its product is annotated as choline-phosphate cytidylyltransferase 2-like. Bases 121 to 1035 code for a protein of 304 amino acids. The record is from RefSeq and is a predicted model, not a curated record. Gene Ontology annotation, biological process: CDP-choline pathway. Gene Ontology annotation, molecular function: choline-phosphate cytidylyltransferase activity; phosphatidylcholine binding. Lineage: Eukaryota; Viridiplantae; Streptophyta; Magnoliopsida; Brassicales; Brassicaceae. The transcript is spliced from 8 exons.